ACAACGCUUCACUGCAAACAGGGUUCCGAUUUGCCCAUCUACAUAUGGUACGAAAGCUAUCCGGAACACAUCGAAGAGGGCUACAAGGGCCGUGUGUCACGCGUCUCACAGGACUCACCGUUCGGUUCGGCUUCACUCAAUUUGACCAACAUCAAGGAGUCGGAUCAAGGCUGGUAUGAGUGUAAAGUGGUAUUUUUAAAUCGUGAUCCCAAGCAGCAUAAGAACGGUACAUGGUUCCAUUUAGACGUACAUGCACCGCCACGUUUUAGUGUUACACCAGAGGAUAUUAUAUAUGUUAAUUUAGGCGAUUCAAUUAUUCUAAAUUGUCAAGCCGAUGGCACACCAACACCCGAAAUCUUAUGGUACAAAGAUGCUAAUCCCGUUGAUCCCUCGCCUACUGUUGGCAUCUUUAAUGAUGGCACCGAGUUACGGAUCUCCACCAUACGAC
This is a messenger RNA of Rhagoletis pomonella (apple maggot), 448 nucleotides long. Its product is annotated as protein turtle-like. NCBI's taxonomy places the organism in Eukaryota, Metazoa, Arthropoda, Insecta, Diptera, Tephritidae. Gene Ontology annotation, molecular function: cell-cell adhesion mediator activity. The record is from RefSeq and is a predicted model, not a curated record. Gene Ontology annotation, cellular component: plasma membrane; axon. Gene Ontology annotation, biological process: axon guidance; dendrite self-avoidance; homophilic cell-cell adhesion. The transcript is spliced from 2 exons. The annotation marks the transcript as partial.